Messenger RNA from Arabidopsis thaliana (thale cress), 1452 nucleotides. RefSeq names its product ankyrin repeat family protein. Lineage: Eukaryota; Viridiplantae; Streptophyta; Magnoliopsida; Brassicales; Brassicaceae. Gene Ontology annotation, cellular component: nucleus; cytoplasm. Gene Ontology annotation, molecular function: protein-arginine N-methyltransferase activity; protein arginine N5-methyltransferase activity. Bases 299 to 1339 code for a protein of 346 amino acids. Gene Ontology annotation, biological process: S-adenosylmethionine metabolic process. The transcript has a single exon. The record is from RefSeq and is marked reviewed.
UAAAAGACUCUUGCUCCUAUUAUCUCAUGUUCCAUUGUUUGUUGAUUUCAAUUUGAAAUAUUAGUUUCUUUCUUCUUCCCUUCAUUCCUUCAACUUUUAUACCAUUUUCCUGUUAUCUAUUGAUUUGAAAGUUUUAAUUUUUAAGAGGCGGUGAUGACAAAAAACAUUUCUCGAUGCUGAAACUUACUCGAGAGACCAAAUCACUCUUGUAAUCUUUCGUGAUGCUUGUUUUUAUGCGUGUCUGAGCCUAAACCAAAAAAUCUUUCAUUUAUGCUUUGAUUAUCAUAGAUCCCAAUUUAUGCGUUUCUUUUAUUGCUUUUCAAUUUGUAAUGCGAGUUUUGCUUUAUUUUGUCCAGCCAUGGAAGAAGCAGAUCAGUUAUGUUUAGCUGCUAAAUCCGGCGACUUGAAAAAGGUUCAAACUUUAAUUUACUCCGGCGCCGACGUUACUCACUUUGAUAACGACGGUUUAACGCCGUUAAUGCACGCCGCUAAAAUCGGAAACGCAGAGAUAGUAACGGCGUUACUCGAAUCCGGAGCUCCAUGGAACGCAUUAUCUCCAUCAAAUCUCUCAGCAGGAGAUUUCGCCAUGGAAGCAGGACAUCAAGAAACUUUCGAUCUUCUUCUCAAAACCGGGAUCCAAUCAGAGCUAAUCUUAGGAACAAUCGCAAGAAACCAAACAAAGAACGAAUAUUCUAAUCAAGAAUAUCUUCAAGACAGAGUUAGUUUCAGUGAAGACAAGUUAAUGGAUAGUGAAAGCAAAGGUGUGAUGAUGGCUUGGGAAAAACCAUUAAUGGAAGCUCACGCUAAAGCUAUUUGUCUCAACGGUGGUCACAUUCUUAACGUUGGUUUCGGUAUGGGACUUGUCGAUACAGCGAUUCAACGAUACAAUCCGGUUAAACACACGAUCAUUGAAGCUCAUCCUGAAGUUUAUAAGCGUAUGAUUGAAUCUGGUUGGGGAGAGAAAGAGAAUGUGAAGAUUGUUUUUGGAAGAUGGCAAGAUGUUCUUGAUAAGCUUGAUGAUAAUUCUUUUGAUGGGAUCUUUUUUGAUACUUAUGGUGAGUAUUAUGAAGAUUUAAGAGAGUUUCAUCAGCAUCUUCCGAGGCUGUUGAAGCCUGAUGGUGUUUAUUCGUAUUUCAAUGGGUUUUGUGGAAGCAACGCGUUUUUUCAUGUUGUGUAUUGCAAUUUGGUGACUUUGGAGAUUGAGAAUUUAGGGUUUAGCACUCAGUUGAUUCCAUUGCCGGUUAAGGAUUGUCUUGGGGAUGAAGUUUGGGAAGGUGUCAAGCAAAAGUAUUGGCAGCUUGAUACUUAUUAUCUCCCUGUUUGUCAGUUUAGUGACUGAAGAAGUUUUAUGAUACCAGCAAUUUUGCGAUAUUGUAAUUUUUCUUACUCAUAAAAAGUAGAUUUUUUAUCCAUUUGAAAAUAGUCAUAGUCAUCCAAUAAGAAGAAAAGAAC